Molecule: messenger RNA, 960 nt
Organism: Botrytis fragariae
Lineage: Eukaryota; Fungi; Ascomycota; Leotiomycetes; Helotiales; Sclerotiniaceae
Product: putative d-glycerate 3-kinase protein
Exons: 2
Coding region: 1-960 (319 amino acids)
Cellular component (GO): cytoplasm
Source: RefSeq, a predicted model, not a curated record
AUGAUCCCCUCCUCCUCCUCCUCCAACCCCCUUCCCACCCCUCCCAUAAUUGACGACAAAACCCCUCACAUCCUCCCCUUCAUCCUCCACUAUCUAUCUCUCCAUCAAAAAACGCAUCCCACACGUCCCUUCAUCAUCGGUCUCAACGGAAUCCAAGGCGCCGGAAAAACCACCCUCGUGAAUACACUCUACGGAAUUCUUACUCGAGAUCAUAGGCUCGAGACGCUAGUAUUGAGUAUUGAUGAUUUAUAUCUAACACGAGCGGAUCAGGAGAAAUUGGCGAGGGAGAAUGAAGGGAAUAGGCUUGUGCAGUUUAGAGGGGAACCUGGAACCCACGACAUCCCCCUCGCCCGCACCCUCUUCACCUCUCUCCUCCAAUCCCCUCCCACCCCCACCCUCAUCCCCUCCUACGACAAAUCUCUCCACUGUGGACUCGGCGACCGCUCCCCUUCCACCCGCACCGUCAACGACACUUCCCAAAACCAACCUCCCAUCCAAGUAAUCCUCUUCGAAGGCUGGUGCGUCGGGUUCCGCUCUCUCUCUCCAACCAGCAUCUCCCUCCUGCACAAUAACAGUCUCUCUCUCCCCCCAUCCACCCCCAGCACCCUGCGCGAUCAUCCCCUCUCCUCCCUUUUGUUCAUCAACCAAAAAUUAAAAGACUACGACAUCCUAACUGACACCUUCGAUAUCUUCAUCCACAUCGAUGCGCUCGAUACCCAAUACGUGUAUUCCUGGCGACAAGAACAAGAAGCUGCGUUGCGCCGCGAAAAAGGAACCGGUAUGAGCGAUGAACAGGUAAAAAUCUUCGUCGAUGGUUAUUAUCCGGCGUAUGAAUUAUAUCUUGACGGAGUGCGACGGGGGAUAUUCAGAGGCGGGAAACUUGGGGAGGAUUGGGAGGGGAGACAGUUGAGAUUGGUGGUCGGGAGAGAUAGACGAGUGGUGCAGGUGGAAAAGGUUUGA